This is a messenger RNA of Rhagoletis zephyria (snowberry fruit fly), 1044 nucleotides long. RefSeq lists its product as uncharacterized. NCBI's taxonomy places the organism in Eukaryota, Metazoa, Arthropoda, Insecta, Diptera, Tephritidae. The record is from RefSeq and is a predicted model, not a curated record.
AUGGGGUUAAAGCCCACAGAAAAUGAGCCCUGUUUAUUUCAUGGAAGUUUUGAGAAAAAGUUAGUUUUACUGCUGGUAUACGUAGACGAUCUACUAAUUGCGUCGCAUGAAGUAAAAAUUAUUCACAAAUUAAAACAGCAACUUUUAAAUGAUUUUGAUAUUAAGGACAUUGGUCGAGCAAAUUAUUGUCUUGGGCUAAAGAUUCAUCAAAAGGAUGAUGUGAUUACUUUGAAGCAAAGUGGUUACAUACAAGAAUUGUUAAAGACAUAUGGCAUGAGUCAGUGUAACCCGGUAGCUACACCAUCAGAGUUGAAUGUGAAUUUUGAUAGAAAUAAUCCAAGUAAUGAUGAAGCCUGCCCAUACCGGGAACUAAUAGGAGCUCUUAUGUACUUGUCCGUCGCAACAAGGCCCGACAUAGCAAAUACCGUGUCAAGACUAGCACAGUUUGUGACUAACCCAUCGAAAUGCCAUUGGAACACGGCCAAACGUGUGCUAAGAUAUCUUGCCGGUACUGCCAAUAGGUGUGUCCUCUAUCAAAAAUCCAACCUACCGCUAAUAGGGUACACCGAUGCUGAUUGGGCUGGCUGCACAACUGAUCGUCGUUCCUACACUGGCUAUGCUUUCUUGCUCAGCGGUGCUGUGAUAAGCUGGAAGUCGCAAAAACAACGUACAGUAGCACUUUCAUCAACGGAGGCCGAGUAUGUGAGCUUGGCAGAAGCAGCAAAAGAGGCAGUCUACUUGCGUAGUCUCUUAAACGAGAUAGUUCUUCAAGAGCUCACCGAUAUUAAAAUCUAUGUGGACAACAGAGGGGCGCAUUGUUUGGCGAAUGAUCCAGUUUUUCAUGCGCGGACCAAACACAGAUAUCAAGCAUCACUUUGUAAGAGAGAGCAUCAGCGCACGGUUAUUCUCAUUGAAGCACGUACCUACACAGGAGAUGAUUGCAGAUGUUAUGACGAAACCGUUGGCGCGAGCAAAUCACGAGAGAUGUCUUAUCGGGCUUGGUUUACCCACUUAGAUGACCUGCAUAUUGAGAGGGCGUGUUGA